Molecule: messenger RNA, 2498 nt
Organism: Oryza sativa Japonica Group (Japanese rice)
Lineage: Eukaryota; Viridiplantae; Streptophyta; Magnoliopsida; Poales; Poaceae
Source: RefSeq, a predicted model, not a curated record
UAUCAGGAUGUCAGGUGAUAUGCCCAUUCGUCUGUAUUAUGGCGAUGCUCCUAUACAAAUAUGUGAUAGCGGGGUGGAUUUGACUGUAUAUGCCUUCCAUGAUACUAGUCUGAAUGCACCGGAGCAUAUGGGUUUGAACGACGUGUUAGGGUGGUUGUAUAAUAUGUUUGGGGUAGAUCCAGUGCACGAUAAAUUUGUCAUAAAUGCCGUGUGGCCAGUGAGGGGUCAACAUGGAUGGCAGUGGAGAGUAGUGGAGGUUGCGUCAACUGGGAGUUGGAGGAAGUUUGUUAGUAAAGUAAGGGAGAAAGGCUAUAGCCUGGCAAUAGUGGUGCAGAAGACAAAAUGUGUUGAUCGAUCGGGGGAGUCAAGUCAUGCCGUGGUGGAAGAAACUCCGUUGGAAGGUGGACAAGCUGAAAAUGUUUGGCGGACUGAGCAAGGUCGAGGGGAAGAAGUAGUAGAGGGUAAUACACAAGGAGAGGUCAUUGUUUGUGGUACUAAUCGUGAGGCCAACGACUCGGACGAUGAAGAACCGGAUUCGCCUAUGCGUGUUGAUGCAGCGGAGGAGAAUGAGGCGGUAGUGGAUCAGAUGGAAGUGGAAAACGAGGAAUACAUUGCGCUUGUAGUGGAAGGAGAAGAUACAACACUGUGGGACAACGAAACUUACAUACCCGAUAAUUGGACGACCAUAUCAAUGAGUCGUAUGAAGGUAAACGAUGGUUUAGAUGCCCACUGGUGUUAUGAUAGUAAGCAGGUGAAAGUUGGACAGAUGUUUCAUGACAAAGGUCACUUACAAGAUGCGGUGAAGAGGUGGGCAUUUGUCCAGAAGCGUGAGUUCAGGGUGAAGGUUUCAAAUAGGACGACGUAUGACGUGAAGUGCAUACAGGGUGGAUGUCCUUGGAGAGUGCAUGGUUACAAGCCACAACAUGACACUUUAUGGGUAGCUUCGAGGGUUGAGCAACAUACGUGUUUGUUGGAGAAUACCCAUCUGGUGCACAGAAACCUGACAGCGGCAUUUGUGGCACAAAUGGUAUAUUCAAAGGUGGUUAGAAAAACAUCUUUGUCCCCUUUCACCAUAAUGCAUGACGUUGAGAAAGAGUACGGAUAUGAGAUAUCGUACGACAAGGCUUGGAGGGCAAAACAGAAAGCAUUGGAGAUGAGGUUUGGAACUUAUGAGGAUUCUUAUCACAAUCUUCCCCCACUAUUGGAGGUGAUGCAGGCAAGAAACCCGGGCACACACAUGGCUAUUCUCGAUGAGGUGAAUGAAUAUGGGGAGAAUGUUCUUCGUCGGGCUUUCUGGUCAUUUGGGUGCAUGAUAGAGGCCUUUAAAAAUUGCAUUCCUUUGCUCUGUGUUGAUGGCACUUUCAUGACAGGCAAGUACAGAGGAACAAUUCUAACCGCGAUCGGAGUCGACGCGGAUAGCCAUGUCGUUCCUGUUGCUUUUGCAUUUGUUGAAAGCGAGAACACAUCAAGCUGGCUAUGGUUUUUGCGGCACAUUAAAAUGUGUGUUGUUGAAAACAGACAAAAUGUGUGUGUUCUGCAUGACCGACACGCCGGUUUGCUAUCAGCGAUACAGAAGCUUCAAGAAGAUGUCACACAGUCCGUGCCAUGGCCAGAUUUACAUAGCAGAUGGUGCAUGCGACAUUUUGGGGCUAAUUUUUAUAGACAAUUCAGGAGUAAGAGAUUGAUGGACCUGUUCAAGAAGUUAUGCAAGCAGAAUCAACAAAGAAAGUUUGAUGCCAUAUGGGAGCAACUGGAUCGUUUGACCACUAUACACAUGGAAGAGGUUAGGAAAAAACCCAUAGUUGCCAGACAGGAGGAGCCGGAGGGACUUGAACCCAUUCCUAAUGAAGCACCAAGUAUUACUCGGCGCAGGAAACGUGGACGGGCCACGAAGUGCUUCACGGAGUGGGUAGAAUUUGAGCCAAGGGAGAAAUGGUCGUUGUUGUACGAUACAGAUGGAUCGAGGUAUGGUGUGAUGACAACAAAUCUUGCUGAAGUGUAUAAUUGGGUUAUGAAGAAUACACGACCUCUACCACUUGUUGCUAUCCUGGAGGGCAUCACGAGGGGUACACAGAAGUAUCUCUGUAAAAGGUAUUCCAUGGCUAGUCUGAACCUCAGCAAACCCGACGGUACAAGAGUGGGAGCACGCAGCUGAUAACUUGGCACUUCAGACACCUCCAGACGAUGGGAGUUAUUAUGGAGCUUACCUUCGUUGGUACCGCAGUGUUACACGAUGGAGGUGUUUUCCUCCACAAGGAGAUAGCACCGUCCCCCACCAGGCAGCGAUUACUGACACGUUUGCCCCUCAGCCUAGAUCAGCUUACAACUCAAUGGCGGAAUUUGUUGAGCACGUUCACGUGGAGUCCGACACCCUGCUGCAAAGACUAGAGGCGAGACCUCCAGUCGUCAGGUCUGACGACGUGGCGAGUGUCCUUCGCAACUUCCGUGCACGUGCUGCCGCACUACUACGUCGUGUCUCCUGUCGGAGCGCGGCAGAU